UAGGCGGAAGCGCACCGCAGCGGAACGGCGUGCCGGUGGUAGCGGAGCCCGAGGGCGCAGGCUCAACCAUGGUAUCCGGUAAGCAGUUGGCCGACUUCGGCUACAAGGCCUUCUCCGGUUCCAUGAUGCUGCUGACGGUCUACGGCGGGUACCUGUGCGGCGUCCGCGCCUACCGACUCCUCCAGCGCCGCCGGGAACGGCAGGCCGUGACCGGCUCCGAGAGCUGA
Molecule: messenger RNA, 227 nt
Organism: Haliaeetus leucocephalus (bald eagle)
Lineage: Eukaryota; Metazoa; Chordata; Aves; Accipitriformes; Accipitridae
Product: cytochrome c oxidase assembly protein COX14 homolog
Exons: 2
Coding region: 69-227 (52 amino acids)
Biological process (GO): mitochondrial respiratory chain complex IV assembly
Cellular component (GO): mitochondrion
Source: RefSeq, a predicted model, not a curated record